GAGUGGCUUCCUGAACACAUGACCUGGGUGGAAUGUGUAGGCGGUACAGAAGGAGUGAUGACUCUGCAAUCCCUCAUUCAUGUCAUCUCAGCUUGCUGCAACUUCACAACUUCCCAGUCCGGGCCGGGAGCCGAGGCCAAGACAAACACAAGAAGCUUUUCAUUCUCUUUGCUGCGGAGGAAGAAAACAUGGAGCCUGAGAUGAGGAGCCUGAUGUCUGACAACAGCCGAUACGUCGAGUCCUUCCGCCUCUUCCUACAGAAUUCCACAGAGCACCAGUGCAUGCAGGACUUCAUAGAGACCAAACUGGCCGCCAUUGUGUCCAGCAUAGGCGAUGGGAAGUCGGUCAUCAAUGUCCUCGGAGUAGGAAGUGGCUCAGGUGAAAUAGACUUGCAGAUGCUCUCCAAGAUUCAUAAGAGAUAUCCCGGAGUCUCCAUUAAUAACAAUAUUGUGGAUCCCAGCCCUGAACAGUUGUUGAGCUACAAAGAGCGUGUGGCCAAGACCCCCGGCCUGGACCAUAUAACCUUCCGCUGGAACAAAAAGACUUCUACAGAGUUUGAGAUGCAAGUGAAAGGGGAGAAACAUGAUACAAAGUAUGAUUUCAUUCAUAUGAUUCAGAUGCUGUACUAUGUCAAGGAUAUUCCCGCUACUUUAAAAUUCUUCACCAGCUUGCUUUCAGCAGAAGGGAAACUUCUCAUAAUCCUUGUAUCUGGGACCAGCGGAUGGUCUACUCUGUGGAAGAAAUACGGAUCCCGCUUGCCUCUGAACGAUAUGUGCCUGUACAUCACAGCGGGCGACGUUGCGGACAUGUUGAAUUCAGUGGGCGCCAAGUACCAGAGUUACGACCUGCAAUCUGAUAUGGACAUCUCCGAGUGUUUUGUGGAAGGGAACCAUAAUGGAGAGCUGCUUCUGGACUUCUUAACAGAAACCUGUGAAUUUAAGAAAAAUGCCCCAGCUGACCUUAGAGAGGCGGUCAUAGAGGACCUGAAGAGCUCUGGGUGCAGCUCUAUACGGGACGGAAAAGUCAUUUUUAAUAACAAUCUUAGUGUGAUUGUGGUGGAGAACAAAGUGGCAUCACCCCAACCAUGAUGUCCAACUCUAUGGCAAUUAGGAGGGACCCAGUGAUGAAACAUUCCUGGGCAUUUACUGAGAUUGAAGAACUCCAAAUUACAUAAGAAGACACUGCCCCUGUGCUGAGACCGAACAUCCCGGGACUUUACAUAAGUUUGAGAUUGAUAGGAUUGAGAGUGACUUUCCCGGGACCUCUUUGUGGCACUGUAGCCUUUUAUUGGUCAGUCUGUGCAAAUGUUCCUAAUGCCCCAUACACACGAUCGGAAUAUGCUGUCUUGCAUACACACUGUCACACCAAAUUCCGACCGUCCAAAAC
Rana temporaria (common frog) is the source of this 1386-nucleotide messenger RNA. Its product is annotated as histamine N-methyltransferase A-like. NCBI's taxonomy places the organism in Eukaryota, Metazoa, Chordata, Amphibia, Anura, Ranidae. Bases 33 to 1088 code for a protein of 351 amino acids. Gene Ontology annotation, molecular function: N-methyltransferase activity. The record is from RefSeq and is a predicted model, not a curated record. The transcript is spliced from 7 exons.